Trichechus manatus latirostris (Florida manatee) is the source of this 7949-nucleotide messenger RNA. Its product is annotated as zinc finger protein 420. The record is from RefSeq and is a predicted model, not a curated record. Gene Ontology annotation, molecular function: RNA polymerase II cis-regulatory region sequence-specific DNA binding; DNA-binding transcription factor activity, RNA polymerase II-specific. Lineage: Eukaryota; Metazoa; Chordata; Mammalia; Sirenia; Trichechidae. Gene Ontology annotation, biological process: regulation of transcription by RNA polymerase II. The transcript has 10 exons.
GGCUGGGCUCAGGGUAUCGUCUCAGGGAGGAGUCGGGUGGGGAAAUGGGACAGGCGAGUUUGCGGGGUACUUUUUUCCCCGCUGUAAGUCCUUUUUCAAGAACAUUUCAAGCACCUUUCUGGCCUUUCUCCUGAAGGAAUAGCCUCUCCGCCGUCACCCAUGGCCCCAGCGUCCUCUUCUCAACCGACCUGGCGGUUAAGGCGGAUCCGAGAGAUGACAAAUGUAUGAUGUUUGAUGAGUGAGAAGAAAGAUUUGUCGCUUAAUGAUUGAUGUUGUGAACCAGUUCCCCAGACACCAGUGUACUAAGAGAAAUCAGGAUCAACCUAUGAACUUAAAUUUACCAUCUUCUCUGAAGUGACCUUCUGAGUAAGAAGUAGAAGAUUGAGGAAAAUUUCACCACCAGUUUUACAGGAUGGCAGCCAUUGAUCUGACUCGUGUGUGUGGUCUUCUUUCUUGGGACCCUUUCUGUCUUCAUGAGAGGAAAACAGAGGAGGCAAGGAUGGUGACUGGGUCACUAACAGAUUCUUAUCAGGACUUGGUGACCUUUGAAGAUGUGGCUGUGGACUUUACCAAAGAGGAGUGGACUUUGCUGGAUGAAAUGCAGAGAGAUCUCUACAGAGAUGUGAUGCUGGAGAACUACAGGAACCUGGUUGCAGUAGGGUACAGAUUAUGCAAACCUAAUCUGAUCUCUCGAUUGGAACAAGGAGAAGAACUGAGGACCAGGGAGAGAGGAGUUCUGCAGAAAUUAUAUUUGCAAUUCAAAAGGAGAAAAGCAUCCACACCUCGAGAUAUUUUUGGGAAAAGAACAUCAAAUGGAAUAGAAUUGGAGAGAAGCAAUGUUGGAAAGGAACUAUAUGAUUGUAACCAAUGUGGAAAAAUCUUUAGUGAACACUCAUGUCUUAUGACUCACAUGAAAACCCACAUUGGAGAGAAAACAUCUAUGGAUAAUCAGAAUGGAAAAGACUUCAAAAAGAACUUAAUUCAUAUUCUGCACAAGAAAAUCCAUGUUGGGGAGAAACUUUUUUUUCAGCAUGAAAAAGCCUUCACUCCACUUUCAAAUCUUACUGGGCCCAAGAAAAAUCAUACACAAGAGAAAUUGUAUGAAGGCAAAGACUGGGGGAGAAACUUUACUAAUGAGUCAUAUCUUAAAGUACAUGUGAGAUCUCACAUCGGAGAAAAACCCUAUGUAUGUAAGGAAUGUGGGAAAGCUUUCACUAAUUCAUCUUACUUUACAGAACAUAAAAGAAUUCACAGUGGAAAGAAGCCCUACAUAUGUAUGGAAUGUGGGAAAGCCUUUACUCGAUCCACAGGACUGACUUUACAUAUACAGAUACACAACGGAGAAAAACCAUUUGAAUGUAAGGAAUGUGGGAAAGCUUUCAUUCAUUCCUCAUACCUUACAAAACACACAAGAAUUCACAGUGGAGAGAAGCCUUAUGUGUGUAGGAAAUGUGGGAAAGCCUUUACUCUUUCCUCAGGACUUAAGUUGCACAUCAGAACUCACACUGGAGAAAAACCAUAUGAAUGUAAGGAAUGUGGGAAAGCCUUCACUAGUUCCUCACACCUUACAGAACAUACAAGAAUUCAUAGUGGAAAAAAGCCCUACAUAUGUAUGGAAUGUGGGAAAGCCUUUACUCGAUCCACAGGACUUAUUUCACACAUACAGAUUCACAAUGGAGAAAAACCAUUUGAAUGUAAGGAAUGUGGGAAAGCUUUCCUUCAUUCCUCAUACCUUGCAAAACACAUAAGAAUUCACAGUGGAGAGAAGCCCUAUUUAUGUAAGGAAUGUGGAAAAGCCUUCUAUCGUUCUUCAGGACUUCUUUUACACAUGCGAAAACACACUGGAGAAAAACCCUGUGAAGGUGAAUGUGGGAAAGCCUUUAAUAAUUCCUCAAUGCUUAAUCAGCAUGUAAAAACUCAUACUAGAGAGAAGCCAUAUGAAUGCAGGGAAUGUGGGCAAGCUUUUACUCAAUCAUCGGGCCUUACUACACACUUAAGAAUUCACACUGGAGUGAAAACCUAUGAAUGUGAAGAAUGUGGGAAAGCAUUUAUUCAUUCCACACAUCUUAACGUGCACAUGCGAACUCACACUGGGUAAAAGCAUUAUAAAUGUAAGGAAUGUGGGAAAGCCUUUAGAUAUUCCACAUGCCUUAAUAUUCACAUGCAAACCCACGUUGGAGAAAAACCCUAUAUAUGUAAGGAAUGUGGGAAAGCCUUCACUAAUUCCUCACACCUUACAGAACAUGUAAGAAUUCACAGUGGAGAAAAGCCUUAUGUGUGUAAGGAAUGUGGGAAAGCCUUCACUCAGUCCUCAGGACUUAUGUUACACAGCAGAACUCAUACUGGAGAAAAACCAUAUGAAUGUAAGGAAUGUGGGAAAGCUUUCACUGAUUCCUCAAGUCUUAAUCAACAUGUAAGAAUUCACAGUGGAGAAAAGCCAUAUCAAUGUAAGGAAUGUGGGAAAGCCUUUACCCAAUCCUCAGGCCUUACUGUACAUUUAAGAACUCACACUGGAGAGAAGGCCUAUGAAUGUAAGGAAUGUGGGAAAGCUUUUACUCGUUCCACAAGCCUUAAUAUGCACAUGCGAACUCAUACUGGAGAAAAACCCUAUGAAUGUAAGGAAUGCGGGAAAGCCUUUAGAUAUUCCACAUGCCUUAAUAUUCAUAUGCGAACCCACACUGGAGAGAAACCCUACAAAUGUAAGGAAUGUGGAAAAGCCUUCAUUCAGUCUUCAGCACUUUCUAAACAUAAAGUGUCUCACACUGGAAGCAAACCCUAUCAGUGUGAGGAAUGUGGAAAAGCUUUCCAUUUUCUUGCUUCUUUUAAGAAACAUGUGAAAACUCUCAUUGAAGAGAAACCUUAUGAAUGUAAGGAAUGCACCAAAGCCUUUAAUUGUUCCUCAUCCUUUAGGACACAUGUGAAGAGUCAUACUGCAAAGAUAAAGUAUGAAUGUAAGGAAUGUGGGAAAGCCUUUAGUUGUUCCUCAUCCCUCACAGAACACAAAAGAAUUCAUAGUGGAGAUAAGCCUUAUGAAUGUAAAGAAUGUGGGAAGGCCUUUAGUUGUUCCUCUUCCCUCUCUAAACACAAAAGAAUUCACAGUGGAGAUAAGCCAUAUGAAUGUAAGGUAUGUGGGAAAGCCUUUAGUUCUUCCUCCCACCUUAUAAUACAUAUAAGAAUUCACACUGGAGAGAAGCCUUAUGAAUGUAAGGAGUGUGGUAAGGCCUUCAGUGAGUCAUCAAAACUCACUGUACAUGUGAGAACACAUACUGGAGAGAAACCCUAUAAAUGUAAGGAAUGUGGAAAAGCCUACAAUUGUCCCUCCUCCUUGAGUAUCCAUAUGAGAAAACACACGGGAGAAAAACCCUAUGAAUGUCUGGAAUGUGGAAAAGCCUUCUAUCUUCCUACUUCCCUUAAUACACAUGUGAAAAAUCAAAGUAGAGAGAAACCCUAUGAAUGCAAGGAAUGUGGGAAAGCUUUUAGUUGUCCCUCAUCCUUUAGAGCGCACGUGAGAGAUCACACUGGAAAAAUACAAUAUGAAUGUAAGGAAUGUGGGAAAGUCUUUAGUCGUUCCUCAUCACUUACUGAACACUUAAGAACGCACAGUGGAGAGAAGCCUUACGAAUGUAAGGAAUGUGGAAAAGCCUUUAUUAGUUCCUCGCAUCUUACAGUACAUAUAAGAACUCAUACUGGAGAGAAACCUUACGAAUGUAAGAAAUGUGGAAAAGGCUUUAUUUAUCCCUCAGCUCUUAGGAUUCAUAUGCGAACACACACUGGGGAGAAACCCUAUGAAUGUAAGGAAUGUGGGAAAGCCUUCCGUCAUUCUUCAUACCUGACUGUACAUGCAAGAAUGCACACUGGAGAGAAACCAUUUGAAUGCCUUGAAUGUGGGAAAGCCUUCAGUUGUCCCUCAUCCUUUCGAAGACAUGUAAGAAGCCACACUGGAGAGAAACCAUAUGAAUGUAAGGAAUGUGGAAAAGCCUUUGUUUGUCCUGCCUACUUUCGAAGGCAUGUGAAAACUCACAGUAGAGAAAACAUAUGACCGUGAGGAAUAUGGGAAUGUCUAUAAGAUUUUUUUCAAAUGUUAGACAACAGGAGAUACCAUUCUCUGGAGACACCCUAUGAAAAUAAGGAAAGUUAUCAGUUGUUGCCCAUCCUUUUUAAACGUUUUGAGAAUUCAGACCACCUGUGUAUGGAAGUCAUGUGGGAAAGCUUUUAUGAACAUCACUUAUGCAUAAUAGAAUUCAGAUUGGAAGUGAAGUCUUAAAUAUCUUUAUCAGUGUUUUUAAAAUGGACUACUAGCUCUAAUUUUCUAGCUUUUAUUUUCUGACAUGACUAUAUAAGGUGAUAGGUUUCCCGCUAAUACCUUUUUAGCUCUAGCUACGUUUUAAUAUGAGGCGUUUUUUUAUCAUGGUUGAAGUUAGAAAUAUUGUAUUCCCUUACAAACUCUUUUGGACCUGUGGAGGAUGUGGUUUUUUUUUUUUUUUUUAAACAUAUAUGCAAGUAAGAGUGGUGAUUUUAAACAUUGGUUUUAAUUUCCAUUAUUUUCUAAGCAUGAAGUCAUUAUGGUACUGACACAUAGAUAUUUUGGGGGAAUUUCUUUUUGGUUCACUGUGCCAGAUAUUGGAAAUUGCUUUCCCAAUAUUUACCUACCUUUUUUUUGGCUAUCAGAUUUUACUCUUAAAAGACUUUCCUGUUCAAUUAAGUAAAUUCAGCAGAAGUAAGUGUACAAAGCUCUUGGAAGAGGAUGGUCUUAACUGAUGUGCAGUUUUUGUAUUUUGUCCUUCGUUCUUUCUGAGAAUUGGACCCAAUGUUUUGAGUUAAAAAAGGUGUUGUGACAUGAAGAUGAAAGCUAGAAGUUAACUUUGGUGUGGCUGGGGACUAUAUUUCCCAGAAUUACUUCUUUGUUGGGCUCCUGGUUAAAGUUGUUUAGCGGAGCUUGCAAGAGAUUUAGAAGACAUAAGGGGAGGAGCUAUUACUUUCGGUUUAGUGAAUUCAUCAUACAGGGGGACAGAUGCAUAGGGGCCUGUGGACUCCAGUUUCCAGCUCAUUUUCCUGAUUAUUAGACCCACAUGAAUACUGACUGGUUUAGAACAAUAUUAAGGGCCUUUCAGUUAGUGGUGACAGCUCCAUAGACAUCUCCAUCUUCCCCAACAUAUCUUUUUUGAUUUUCUGGCAAGCUCAUUAUCGUUUUGCUGAUACUACAGUCUCUCUGGCACAUCAACCAAAUACAGAGUUGGACCCAUUUUGGGGCAAGGUUGUCAUCCUGCUCAUGGGGAAAUACACAUCUGUGCAGCAAGUCUACUCUGAUCUUGUAAAAGCAAGAAGAGCUAUGGACAGUGACAGGAAAAUUAUCCUAGGCAUAAUUGAGGUAAGCGUUACACAGAGGUGUUAUCCCAUUUUAGUGGAGAAGGCUUUGUAUUUGACACCUUCAAACCUGGAAGGUUUUACUGCCUUUUCAUCUGAGAAGAUAAAAGAUACUUGGUUUGAGGUUCUUCAGGUACAUUUAGCUACCCUCUGUCCUUCUGUUGUAUUUUCCCUUUUUCUCUAAAAGUAUACCUGUAUCACUUCUUUCAUCAAUGUCUACUUUGUUAUUAAGGUAUACAUACACUAACUCGUGCAUGAAGUGUGCUAAUCUUAAAGUGGCCAGCUUGAUGAAAUUUCACAUAUGUGUACCCUGAUAAACAGAACAUUUCCAGGACUCCAGAAAGUUCAUUCAUAUCUCUUCUCAGUAAUUAUCCCACAGAAACAGCAACAAUUCUGACUCAUAUUGUACUUGAUUAGGUUAGGUUUUCUUGUUUUUCAUCUUCAUGUAAAUGUUAAAUAGGUAUAGUUUUGUGUUUGGCUUUUUUUUUUCUCAAGUGUCUGAAAUUCAUCUGCUGCAUUUGUCACUAGUUUGUCUUUUAAUAACUUUUUGGUAGGCUUAUGCACCCAUUUCUCUUGGUAUAUAUGUAGGAAUGAGGCUACUGAAUCAUAGGGUGGGCUUUAUGUUUAAUUAUGGUAGGUCUUCAGUUUUUCAAAAAGAUUGGUUCAACCUAUAGUCCCAAAAGCAAUGUAUGAGAGUUCUAGUUCCAUAUACCUUGCCAACACUUUAUAAUGUCAGUCACUGAGCAGAGGAUAUGGUUAUAUUUUGUUUUCAGUCUUAAUUUGCAUUUGCCUGAUACAUAAUGAUGCUGACUACUUUUUCACAUGCUUGUUGGCCAUUUAGAUCUCUUCUAUGAGGGUACCUGUUCAGGCAUUUUGUUCAUUUUUUGGUUUGAUUGGAAGGGCUUCCUUCUGGUUACAUGCCAUUUAUCGUAUGUAUAUGUAUAUAUAAACAGAAAUAUAUAUAUAUUAUGUAUGUGUGUAUACCACUAUAUAUACAUACAUAUAUAAACAAUGUAUUAUAUAUUAUAGAUACAUGUAAUAUGAAUGUUAUACAUACACAUACAUUACAAAUAACUGCCCAUUUCUACCUUGUCUUUCCACUCCUUUCAUCUUUGUAAGCUAUAAAGGGAAUUUACUAGUUCGGUUACUGAAAAGUUUUUGGGUAUAAGUAACUGCAGACAUGGCUGGAUCCUGGGGCUAAAAAGAUGUUAUCUGGAUGAGGUCUGUCACCAUAUCUUAGCUGUGCAUCCUCCUGUAUUGACUUUUCUCCUAAGCAGGCUGUUUCUCUUCAUAGCGGACCCCAGAAGCUCUAGGCUGCUCUCUUCCUGGGUUGAAGUCUUGGGGAGAAGAGAAUGAUCUUUCUGAGCUGUUCCAGUAUAAUUAUCAGCAUUGAAUCAUAAUGGCUCUGAUUGGCUCACUUGCCAACCAAGAUCCAAUCACUGGCCAGGAAGAAUAGGAUACUGAUUUAGGACUAGCUCGCAUGCUUAUCUAGAAACGAGUUGGAGUCUGUCAGAGUCUGGACAGUUGUGAUGCACAUAAAGAGGGGAGGAGGCAACAGUGGGCAGGUGGAUUGAACUUGCAGCUGGGAUCUAGAAAUUGAGCUAAUAUUGUCAGCUAGCUUGUGCUAGCUGGUCUUAGCAGUGGGAGGGAACUAGGAGUUCUGAGAAGUCAGCAAGAGCUAGGCAGUUCCUAGAAAUCCUCUCAAGUCAAGCACCAUAUGAUAGCAUGUUUUUAAAUUGCUAAAGAUUGCUUCUCAAUCUUUAAUAAACAUAAAAAUCAAGUGGAGAUCUGAGUCCUGCUUAAGAAAUAUUUGCUCAGGCCAAGAUAAUGUAUUUUCCUGUUUUUCCCCCCCAGACUCUAUUGUUUAAUCUUCUAUAUUUAGAUCUGUGAUCUAUUUGAAUAAUUUAUUUAUAUGCUACAAGGUGGGAUCAGGGUCUGUGUGUGUAUCUUCUGUUGAUCAGAAUAAUGUAUCAAAUAGACCAUGUUUUCACCUCUGUGAAAUCUUUGUACCUGGUUCAUUUUUUUCUUGUACCAAUACUGCACUAUCUUAAUUUAUGUUGCUUUACUGUAUUUUUGGGAAUCAGGUAAUGAGAGCCUUCCAACUUUUUUAUUCUUCAAGAUUGUCUUGUCUUCUCUACUUUCCACUGAUUUCUAUACUAAUUAUAGUAUUUCAUCAGUUUUUAAAAAUCUACGACUGGAAUCACACUGCUUUUAAAAUAGAACAUUUUGAGGAAAAUUAACAUCUUUGUGAUAGUGAGUCUUCCAGCUGCUGAACGUUUACCUAGGUUCAUUUAUUUACCUAGGUCUUCAAUUUCGUUUAUCAGUGUUUUAUAGUUUUAAUUGUAGGGGUCUUGAAUGUCUUUGUUUAUUUCUGGUAUGUGUUACUUUGUAAAUAUUGUUAAUUUAUUAAUUUCCUUUUUCAGUUUUGGCUAGUAUAUAGAAUUGCAAUUUUGUUUUGUACUUGACCUUAUAGCCAGUGAUAUUUACAAAUUCAAUCAAUUAUUCAGAUAGUUUGUGGAUUAUUUUGGAUUUUCUAUGUGUACAAUCAUGUCAAUAUCAAUAAAAGAAUGUUUUUAAUUUCUGAA